Molecule: messenger RNA, 669 nt
Organism: Penicillium cataractarum
Lineage: Eukaryota; Fungi; Ascomycota; Eurotiomycetes; Eurotiales; Aspergillaceae
Exons: 1
Coding region: 1-669 (222 amino acids)
Source: RefSeq, a predicted model, not a curated record
AUGUCCUCCCCACCAACCAGAACAGACACAAUCGACUCUGUCCCCGCAGAGUUCGACGUCGAUGAGACCAGCUCCUCACGCAUCUACCAUAUCUACAAACCCGCCUUCCGCAGGCACUACGACAUCAAAUCCCCCUCCGACAAACCAAUCUACUACGUCAACAUCUCAUCCUUCACACACAACAAGCCCGAACUCACUCUCCACGCCGGCACCGACAAAAAAGCACCCAUCAUAGCAGCCUCCAAGUUCCUCAAACUCUCUGCAGACUGUAAACUAGCACUGGGUGACCCGGAAGACCUGAAAAGCACCCUGUGGGAAGAUAUGGUCCGAGAGUCGCCCAUCCACUCCAGAUAUCGAUUUGAGAUGACCAUUCCCGGCGUGCAGGGAAAUGGACAUGGAGAGCGACGGGUGUUUGUUUGGAAACGUACGCAUAGCGUCAAGGUGGAGGAUACGAGGCCUUUCCCGUUGAGUAUGCGGUCGUUUAAGAUGGUUGAUGAGAAGACCGGGCAGGUUGUGGCUGUUUUUUCGAGGGAGAGGUCGGUUACCAAGUGUGGUCAACUGCAGGUUCGUGCGGAGCAUGGCGAGGACUUUGAUAAGAUGGUGUUGAUUUCUGGACUGAGUGUGUUCGAGAAGGCUUCUGGUGGAGGAGGAGGUGGCGGUGGAGGUUGA